Molecule: messenger RNA, 267 nt
Organism: Penicillium oxalicum
Lineage: Eukaryota; Fungi; Ascomycota; Eurotiomycetes; Eurotiales; Aspergillaceae
Exons: 1
Coding region: 1-267 (88 amino acids)
Source: RefSeq, a predicted model, not a curated record
AUGUCGACUCAGUCCCAUUCGAUUGUUCCACCCACCACGGCCGAGUCACUCGCCGCUUUCUCCCAAGACAUCUCCCGCGUCAUGACCACGUCGUUCCGGACCUCGGUGUCUUCCCAGGAUCACCACAAGACCACCAAGACUUCUUCCCAUUUCAUCGACGGGAUGCCACCUGCUCCGCCUCCAUCGCCGGUCAGCUUUGCCAUUGAUAGUAAUGGCGGGCAAUGUACCACCAAGUUUGAUGAGAUCUCUCGUCUGAGCCUGGAUUAG